Messenger RNA from Ananas comosus (pineapple), 1335 nucleotides. Its product is annotated as UPF0307 protein PMI3641. The record is from RefSeq and is a predicted model, not a curated record. NCBI's taxonomy places the organism in Eukaryota, Viridiplantae, Streptophyta, Magnoliopsida, Poales, Bromeliaceae. The transcript has 7 exons. Bases 98 to 1000 code for a protein of 300 amino acids.
CAUAGCAGGCCGUUCACUGGUAAACCCAUAACAAACCCCGCGUCAAACGAAGGCCAUAUAGGCCUAAAACCCGAGAGCGACCCAAGCCGACGAAAGCAUGGCGGCCGUAGCGGCUGGGCCACUGCGGCACUACCCAGUACCCUGGUUGCAGUUCCCAUCCCUCCUGACCCUCUCCUUCACGCCCCGCCCCAUCUUCUUCUCCUCCUCCCGAGCCCGCGUCCUGAGACCUAGCGGCCCUCUGACGGCCGAAGACGACCCGGCCGACGAUGAAGACGCUGCCGCCGUCUCGGCCGGCGCUCCAGUCAAGAAGAGUCGCAACGAGCUCAAGCGGGAGGCCCGCCGCGCCGUCCGCUGGGGGAUGGAGCUCGCCAACUUCUCCCUCCCGCAGAUCCAGCGGGUCCUCAGAGUUGCUUCCCUUGAGCGCGAAGUGUUCGAAGCCCUAACGCUAGUGAAGAGAUUGGGACCGGAUGUCCGGGAGGGGAGAAGGAGACAAUUUAAUUAUAUCGGAAGACUCUUGCGGAAAGCACAACCUGAUUUGAUGGAUGCUCUAAUUCAAGCUUCUAAAGAUGGUGACAACAGUAGGCUGUUGGCUUUAGCCGGUCAAGAAAGCUGGUCCAUUGAAAAUGAAGAAGAAGGGGAGGAAGAAGAAGAAGAAAAAGGAGGAGAAGAAAUACCUAAUGAGGAGAAAUCGUGCCAGGGUAGUGAUGAUUAUGUAGUAGCAAUGAGGUGGUUUGACGGGCUUAUUUCCAGAGAUCCUUUAAUCACAAAUGAAGUGUACUCGGUGCAUAAUGCGGACUUUGACCGCCAGGAACUUCGCAAGCUUGUUAGGAAAGUUCAAUCAGUCCAAGCAGGCCAGCAGGCUGACAGUAGUGGAGCAGAAUCCAAUGCUAUGUUGACCAGAGUGAAGAAGCCCCUCAUUCUCUUCUUACGUUCCCUAGCAAAGAAAACAUUGGCUGAUGUACUGUUCGGUCCUUCAUCACAUUUAUGUAGCUGUAGCUGACUGCUAUCCCCACUUCUCAAGGAAGAUUCCAACGAGCUAAAAAUCUGUUAGUAGUGGUUCUUGUCUUCUAUAACCAAUCAUCACUACAGAGACUAGCUUCACUGUGUAACUUAUAUCGUCAUUGCUGCAUAAUAAUGCACGCAUGUAUGAACAAGAUGAACUACCAGACUAGCUUUACCUUGCCGUCUCUAAUUAUUCUGCUGUCGCUUUUAUGUAUGAAAUUUAAGCUUUACCAUUGGCUCUCUGAGAAUAAUUCUUGAUGCUGAAGAGGACUUGUUGUGUAGGACGGAAAGCAUGAUUCCCGAUAAAAUUAUGAUUUAAAAGUGUUCUUGUCC